AUGCCUUACUACAGUAGCGACGAUGACUCCUAUGAAUGCGAUACAUGUACGCGUCGUUUCGCUACCUGGCGUGCCUGUAACCAACACAUGGAUGCUACAGACCACAAGGCGCCAACCUCUGAUUGUGAGGUCUGCAACAAGACGUUCCGUACUCAACAUGCGGCGAACCAACACAUGGAUGCCGUCGGUCAUUGGGAGCAAGAUUACUACCCUUACGAAUGCGAUACCUGCACAAACAGAUAUACGUCGGAGGAGGCCGUCCAGAGACACAUGAAGGAUGCCGGGCACUAUAAAUACUAUUGUAAGGUCUGUGACAGGAAAUUUGAGAACCGGAAUAAUCUGAACAUGCACCUCAGGUCGAGGGUCCGUGUAGGCAAUGGCAUCAAAUGCCCCUUUUGCAAAACCGGCUACGCGACCGCCAGUGGCCUUGCACAUCAUCUUGAACGAGCUGCUUGCCCAAACGCACCAUACAUGAACCGGGAAACCAUUCUCCGAAAAGUCCGUGAAUGUGAUCCGCAUGGGCGCUUUACCCUCAAGCAGAUCGAAUGGCUUCAAGAAGAUAAUUCCAAUUAUUCAGCCACGGAUCAAGCUUUCAAUGGCUCGUCCUGGCAGUGUUAUCUUUGUACAUCUUGUUUUAAAUUACGCCGAGGUCUGAACCAGCAUCUCAACUCUCCUGUACACAAACAGAGUGUAUAUCGGUGUCCCAACACCCGAAGCCAAUGCGGCAAGGAGUUUGUGACACUUGCUGCAUUAUUCAGUCAUUUGGAGAGUGAAUCCUGUUCAGUCGUGAGAUUUGAGGCUGUUCAGAAAGGCGUGAAUGAUAUGAUCCUGAGAGGGAAAAUGAUAGCAUUUUGA
Molecule: messenger RNA, 855 nt
Organism: Trichophyton rubrum CBS 118892
Lineage: Eukaryota; Fungi; Ascomycota; Eurotiomycetes; Onygenales; Arthrodermataceae
Exons: 2
Coding region: 1-855 (284 amino acids)
Biological process (GO): regulation of transcription by RNA polymerase II
Cellular component (GO): chromosome
Molecular function (GO): chromatin insulator sequence binding
Source: RefSeq, a predicted model, not a curated record